Molecule: messenger RNA, 1848 nt
Organism: Bipolaris maydis ATCC 48331
Lineage: Eukaryota; Fungi; Ascomycota; Dothideomycetes; Pleosporales; Pleosporaceae
Biological process (GO): positive regulation of transcription by RNA polymerase II; mitotic cell cycle
Source: RefSeq, a predicted model, not a curated record
ACCGUUGGUCCGUCAGACAACGUUCACUACCACUCAACAACACACUUGCACACACACACACACACACUUUGAAUCAAUCCUGUCGUAGUCACCAACCCGUCAUCCGCCUUCCAUCGAACAUCGACUCAGAGUCAAAGUUCGCAUUUCUUCUCACUUGUUUUCAAACAACUACACCCUUCUUAACCGCAAAACUUCAUAAUGGUUGCCCACAGACGCGGCCCCUGGUCGCAGCACGAGGAUCAGUGGCUUGUCAACCUCGUAGCUCGCAAUGGACCCCACAACUGGGUUCGCAUUUCACAAGAAAUCGGCUCUAGGUCACCAAAGCAAUGCAGAGAGCGCUAUCACCAGAACCUGAAGCCCUCAUUGAACCACGACCCAAUCACUGGCGAAGAGGGCGAACUCAUUGAGAAGAUGGUUGCUGAGAUGGGUAAGAGAUGGGCAGAGAUUGCUCGGCGGUUAAAAGGUCGCAGCGACAAUGCCGUCAAGAACUGGUGGAACGGAGGUCAAAACCGCAGAAAGCGCAACCCUGAGCGUGCAGACCAACGACCCCGCGACUACAUGCACCAAGCACAGCCUGGCUUCCACUACCCACUUCCCAGCACUCUUCCUCACCAUGAAGAGCACCACCACAUGACCCCUCGCCAUGACCAGCAACGACACGACUCCCACCGACCGUCAGUACACUCGCCACAUGCUCUUAAGCUUCCCCAGCCCCAGCGAUUUGAGCCCUACCCAGCACCUCGACCACAGCCUCUCGACCUCGCCACAUACGGAUCUCACGCGGCUGUACGAGCACGAGGAUUCGAGACGCCUAUGCCUUCACCUUCUGGAUUCUCCAUCGUAUCUGCCGAUGGUGCUCCUUCCCUCAUCACUGACACUGGCUCAGAGUCGAGGUCACCCCGUGGUGCCGCUUCUCCCCCAGACAUGACACUCGCACCAUUAGUCGGUAGCCGGGAAGAGCGCAAGAAUUCCAGUACCCGCUACCUCCCUGCCACUGGCUUUGCACCUGAAGACGACUCUUCUAGCGAUCUUUACAGACGCCGUGGCUCACUUCAGCUGCCUCCUCUGCACCGCAACGAGGCCCAGGCCUCCAAAGCAGCCCCUUCUUUUCGCGAGCCAAACUAUGAGCGCCCGCAGCCACCACAGCUCCUUACCCAGCCGACCCCUCAACUCACACACCACCACUCCAUGCCUCAGUCUGCUCCCACAAGUGUACCACAACGACCACUACCACCUUUCCACUCACUUGCUGAGCCAAGACUACCUCUGCCCCACUCCACAAGUGCAAGCAGCAGCCCAGCAUCGAGGCAACUGCCAUCCCCUUACGUCUUGCCCUCAAUGCCGGCAGAGGCACGAAGCGCACCCGUCUCGCCAAAGGAUCGAAUGUCUCUGCGAAACAUCAUGUAGAUUGCCUGUGUUUCACACUGUCUACCAUAUCCCUUCUUGUCUAUAUGUCACGUCCGCCACUUCAUGUAUCCCUAUUAAUAGCCGAGUUGUCCACCAUCGGCAUCGCUUGUUCUGGUCUUUUUUUCUUUCUUUCUCAAGGUUUACAUCUGCUUGUAUUGUACGAAAUCAUUAGGAAACAUUAGGCAUGACUAGCAGGAUUUUCCCCCAAGUAGGGCCUGUCUACAGAAGGGGCAUCACGUUGGGAGGCUGUAUCAUCUGGUUCUCGUUUCGGCCUGUUGCGGCCACUUCUCUGCAUUCUGUGCGUUAAAGUUCGAAACGCUACUUUGGCGAGUCAUCUGUAUCUUGCGACAAAUUGUCGCUAGCGAUAAUACCCAAUAGUGUCAUCGACACUUGUAUUUGCUCUAUGGCUAUGUCAAACAAAAAUACGAAUCGUAUAUCCAU